Molecule: messenger RNA, 828 nt
Organism: Lodderomyces theae
Lineage: Eukaryota; Fungi; Ascomycota; Pichiomycetes; Serinales; Debaryomycetaceae
Exons: 1
Coding region: 1-828 (275 amino acids)
Source: RefSeq, a predicted model, not a curated record
AUGAGCAAUUCCGAUGCCGAAAGAAACCCCACUGAAUACAAUUACUUGAAAUCCCGGCUAUCCCCUCAGCAACUUCAAGCAAGCAUUGACUUCUAUGAGGCCGAUAGCAAAUUGACCCCAGAGGAUCGAGAGAAGUUGAAACAGGAAUUACAAUCGGUUCUUGUUUCCAACAAUCUCAUCGGCUACUCCGCCGGUAUGAUUGGUCUUAUCACACCCACGAUAUACUACAGACUAAUCAAGAAACAAACCCCAUCCAAGCUUUCAUUUAUUCAGAAACCUUUCCUUUCAUUUUUCCUUGGUCUCGCAAACAUGAUUGCUGUCAGUACAAUUGUGCAAAGAAAGAGCUUCAAUGACAAAAUAUCCAGUGGUGAGCUUAGUGGAGCUCAGUUGAAUGCUUGGAAGCACAUGGAAUGGCACAAUAUUGGUGCGUUUUAUUACUAUUACUUGAAAUCAUCAAAGGAUCCAAAGUACAAAUUACAAGAUCCCAGAACGGUGACAGUGGAUCCGGCAACCAGAAGAGUUGUUGAACCAAGUCCCGAUAAAGUCAGUUUUGAUCCUCAAGUGUACAAGGAGAAGGAGUUUCAUCAAAGAGAAGGUACAAACGUUAUCAAUGGAGUUGGCUUAAACGACCACCACAAUUUAUCCCAUUGGGACAAGAUUAGAUUGGCCAACGGCUUUGACGUCACCGAAGAUGAAGGGCCGGGGGGGCCGGAACAGUCACAGGAAUCUUCGCUUGUUGGAAAUGCUAAUGAGAAAGUAUCCGAACCUGAUUCCCAGGACUCACGCAAUCAAUUAUCGGCGUGGGACAGAAUCAGAGGUAGUAAGUAG